Molecule: messenger RNA, 1731 nt
Organism: Sinocyclocheilus anshuiensis
Lineage: Eukaryota; Metazoa; Chordata; Actinopteri; Cypriniformes; Cyprinidae
Exons: 3
Coding region: 260-1480 (406 amino acids)
Source: RefSeq, a predicted model, not a curated record
UAAACUUGUUUUACUCCUGCUGCUCUAGCCUGGUGGAGAAACAUCUGCUUGUGAAAGGAUGCACUUUUGAAAAUAUUUAUUUAGAAGAUCAUUCAUUCUUCAGAUUCCUGGAACUUUAACAACAAAUUUUAAACAGACCAUAAAACACUGCAAGGAUCACAUGCCCAAAUCAGAGCUGAACAAAUAAUUUUCAGGAAUUACAAGGGAGGCAUCAACAGAGUAACAUAGCUAAAUACCGAUAGUGUAGCAAGUAUAAGAGAUGGAAAGAUACGUCACACCUGUGCGUGGCUCCUCAGAGGAUGAGGUGAAAAUGUACAAACAUUACCAUCCCAUACCUCAACAGCAUCCUCACAACCAUCAUUACCACCACAACCAUUAUCAGCACCAUGGAUCACACAGUCACAGCUCUUCAAGCAGGAANNGAAAACACACUGAUAAACAAACUCACCAUCACCACGACAACCAGCAUCACUUUUAUCAUCCCGCAAACCCUAAAAUGUCUGGAGACCAUCGCAGCUUCUCUAAAAGGUCUUCCUCCAGCCUGUCCUCCUCCUCUUCCACUUCUUCAUCUGCAUCUUGGACCUCAGAGCCCAGCCCGGAUGAUGAGACGUAUCUCAUGCACAAACCCCAGCAUUCCCUGUCCUGCUUCAACAUCCCUGAGGUCCGAAGGAAAAGCCAUGACAGAGAAUCCGAGGACUUUGAUUUUGAUCAGAGAGAUCAGAGGCACCGCCACAGCCUAGAAAACGCCAUCGAACUGCUGCCUGGUUCUCAGCAUGGACAUCGGAUGCCAAAACUCUCCCGGGGCCAUAGCAAAAGCGAGGAGGGCCUUCAACAAAAAAAGCACAAAGAUGGUUACUCAGCAGGAUCUCACUCCAUGGAUCAUGGGCCACUUUACAAGACUGCAAGCCUGGGACAAAGCCUUGCCUUUGGUGGCAAUAAUGACAACACUCUAGGUGGCAGGGCGGUUCCCAAGAAGGCUGUUUCAUCUAUUCAGUUGCCCAGCAAAGGUAUUCUGAAAAACAAAGAUGAGGGACAGAAAGAUGGAAACUUCAGGAAAGCGAAGUCUAUGGAGGUGCUCUCCACCAGGGUGCACGUCACAGGAACAUCCAAGCAGAUCUCUAUGGAAGCUGCGAGGGAUAACUUUGUGAAAGGGAAGCUACAGUUCUCUGCAUUUCUGGACGAGAUCACCAAGCAGGUUAUCAGUCCCUGUGCUCUUAGCUCUUUUGGCAUAAAUACACCAACGCCACCAAAAUCUCCCAAUGAAGAGCGCAAGAACUGCAGAGGCAAGCAGGAGAGUUUCAUGCCGCCACCAAAACAGCAGCCCAUCAGAGCUGAGAGACCAGAUUCAGGAAAAACAGAUUCAAGCUCACUCUCUCGAUCCCAUAAGAACAAAUACCACAACCGAAACCUGACCAGCCCUCCACCGCCACCCCGCCGCCCUUCAAAAGCUGAAAGACAAGGGGCUGCUUCAGGUAAAUAGCACCACAGGCAAUAUUCUCAGAUGCUCACUGAUGGUACCAGCACCAGCCCAGAAACUAUCCACACCAACCUCUCGAAACACAAAGGGCGACAUCAAAGUAGUCAUGCCCCGUCCAGGAACUUCCAUACUAAGCAGGCGAAGGGAUCACCGCCGCCUCUGCGAGCCGCAGGGCUGGAGUCAAAGUCCCAUUCGAGUAAAUCAUCCACCAGUGCUAGUUCAGAGAAAAGUGACAGACCUAAACACAUGGGACA